Molecule: messenger RNA, 3772 nt
Organism: Seriola dumerili (greater amberjack)
Lineage: Eukaryota; Metazoa; Chordata; Actinopteri; Carangiformes; Carangidae
Product: parapinopsin-like
Exons: 4
Coding region: 222-1241 (339 amino acids)
Biological process (GO): visual perception; G protein-coupled receptor signaling pathway
Cellular component (GO): photoreceptor outer segment; membrane
Molecular function (GO): G protein-coupled receptor activity
Source: RefSeq, a predicted model, not a curated record
GUGCCUUUACAAUCAAGCAAAAGGUGAGGGAUCAAGGAUCAUCAUUUGCAGGAAUUACUCUUUGGUAAGUCCAGAUCCAGAGAUCUUCUUAGACUGUAGGCAUCUAAUCUCACACUCGAGCUGUCACACUGGAGUGUUGAGAUAUUGAACAACCCAGAAGCUCCAGGUGAAGAAGAAACUAUCUGACCACUUUUUUUUUUGUUUUUAAAGUUUUUGCAUCCAUGGAAUCAGCUGUGUUUUUGUCAAAUGCUUCUUCCUACAUGCACCCACAAGGGGAGCCCCCUCUCUCACGCACUGGCUUCAUUAUUCUCUCCAUCAUUAUGGCUGUUUUCACUGGUCCAGCCAUCAUACUCAAUGCUACAGUGAUUAUUGUGUCCCUCAUGCACAAGCAGCUGAGGCAGCCUCUCAACUACGCUCUGGUGAACAUGGCUGUGGCUGACCUGGGCACAGCCAUGACCGGAGGGGUGCUGUCUGUCAUCAACAACGCCCAGGGGUACUUCUCCCUGGGAAGAACGGGUUGUGUGAUGGAGGGCUUUGCGGUGUCCUUGUUUGGCAUCACAUCCCUGUGCACAGUUGCUCUGAUCGCAGUGGAGAGGAUGUUUGUUGUGUGUAAGCCCUUGGGGCAAAUAACCUUCCAAAAGAAGCAUGCGGUCGGAGGUAUCGCUGUGUCCUGGCUGUGGUCCCUCACAUGGAACUUACCUCCCCUGUUUGGCUGGGGCAGGUAUGAGCUGGAGGGGGUCGGGACGUCCUGUGCACCAGACUGGCACAACCGAGACCCUCUAAAUGUCUCCUACAUCAUGGCUUAUUUUGCAGUAUGUUUUGCAGUUCCUUUUGCCAUUAUCCUGGCAUCCUACACAAAACUAAUGUGGACAUUACACCAGGUAUCAAAGAUGGCUUGUGUGGAAGGCGGUGCAGUAGCUAAGGGAGAGAUGAAGGUGGCACUUAUGGUGAUUCUGAUGGUCCUGACAUUUCUGAUCAGUUGGCUGCCUUAUGCCUCCCUGGCCAUGCUGGUGGUCUACAACCCUGAUGUGGAGAUUCACCCACUGGUGGGCACAGUGCCCGUCUACCUGGCCAAGAGCAGCACUGUGUACAAUCCCAUCAUCUACAUCUACCUCAACAAACAGUUCCAUAAAUACGCUGUGGCCUUCCUGCUGUGUGGGAAAGAGCCCGGGGAGGACGAUGACACUUCAGAAACAGCAACGACUGUAGAGACUACAACCAACAAAGUAUCUCCCGCCUGAAGUGUACACAUACCUACAACCAUCCAUUAACAUGUGUGAAAUAUGUAUAAUUCAGUUUAUACAUCCUUUUUGUCACCUGCUACAGACAUCGACGAUCUACAAUGACCACAGUGCUUGAAUGUUUGUGUUUUUUCAACUGAGAUGUUGUUUUAAUAUAUGAAGAUCUCAUCUAUAAUGGUUUCAGUACAAGCUCGUGAAAACAGUGUCCAGUGUCUAUUUGCUUUCUAAAAAGUGCAGAAUACAAAUAAAUGAGAACAGUAAUUCAGCAUAAGUUUAUUCAAUGAUGAUCAAUAGAAAAUAAAAUAUCAGUAUUGAUUCAAAUAAAGUCAAGGCCAAAAUAAAAUGAAAAAUACAAAAAAAUGUAUUGAUACAAAACCUAGAGGGUUAUAGUAAAGCAUUUGCUACUAAGAGAAAUUAUGUUUACUGAAUAAAAACAUUAAGGAGCAAAUAUCAAGACUUUCAAGUAGAGAACAUUACCAUGGGUCUUUCCAUACUUUUGUACAUAUUUUACAUUAUCUUCUAUUUAAAUACAGCUUUCAGAACAUUAAUAGUUGUUAUAGUAAUUAUAAUCAUAACAAUAUGAAGAAAACUAAUAGAAAUGUUCAAAUCAAUAUGUGUUUCUCUGUAAACUGGUACUUUACCAUUUUAUUUUUUUUUCCCUACCCAUGAACAGAGGAACAGUGCACCUUGAAAAUAUUUUUUAAUACUCUUUCAUUCCCAGCAUUGUAAGGUGAGGUGUAAAUGACAAAUAUAGAUUCCACUAAACCAUACACACAGUCACAAAAAGUACAAAAUUGUCUCACCUUAAUACACAAAUCUGUUUAGAAAAAGGAGAAACGAUAGCACUAUACAGUUACUUGUGCAAAGACAAACAGCUAUGUGCUAAUAUUUAAAUACCAUUGGUAUAGACUGAACCAAAUCAUUAUUUUUCUUUUUUUUUCAGGAAUCCCUGACAUGAGGUAAAAGUAAGUUCUUUUCAUCUUUAGUUUAACACAACUUUUAAAAGUGUUUACAAAAUAAUGCAUAUCUUCAGUUCAUCAGUACUGUAAUUGCUACGAAUAGUACAAUGUGCCUGUUAUGUGCAUUGGUCCUUUUAUAUGACGGUUCAUCAACAAAAGGACUAGAACACACUUUUUUACUCACAAACAAUUCAAAGAGCCCUUUCAAUGUGCACACAAAAUGGAAAACCUACAUUUUCAUGACAGUAUUCGGUUGAAUUAGAGUACAGAACGCACUCGCCUACAAAUCAAACACUCAUGAACAACAGAUCACAUUUACCCUAUAUAUCCUUGGUGCUAAUUCAAACUCUCCAUGGUAAUGCCUGAAAAAGCCCAUUUCAGUUUUUUUUGUCCAGUAUCCUUAUCGUGACAGAUCAAUAAAUGAUAACUGAUAAAAACAGAAAGAUAUUUUGUUGUUUGUGUUCAAACUUGUGGGUAUCGCUUGCUUCUUUUCAUGCAUCCAGAAGGGCGAGUUUACCCUUCUGGUCUCAUUAAUAAACAUGAUUAGAGGAAAAAAAAACAAAACACAAAGUCCAGGUUCAACUCUACUUAAUCUCUGUGAGACUCCACUGUGGGACGCUGUGACGGACAGAUAAGUUGAGACAAUGAUAUGUUGUCACCGGUGCCUAACGAGGUAUACUGUAUGCAGGAACCAGGCAGGCUGAGAGAGAAAAGGGGCGGGGGGUUUAGUAUUGCUUAGCCUCUCUCCAGCAUCCUGACACCAGGACACACUCUGUCCUUCCACUUACAACGAAUGUCUGCAUCGUCUGUUUCUGACCUUUGGAUGUGUGCAUUUGUCUCCUGCCACCACAGGCUCCGAGCCCUCGCACACGACAUGAAGACUAAGAUGUGACUGCGAAGAUUCAGUACAAAGGUUUAAUGGAAUCACACCAUGAUCAACAAAGAGUAGUGUAUAUCAUGGAAAAUCCCAGCAUGAGCUAUGAGAAAUAUUAAUUUAUCCCUGUUAUUACCAUCUAUCAUUUUUCGUUCUUUCAGCAGCAAAAAGGCAUUUCAGUAGGGGCUGACGGAACCUAGGUUUGACUCUGAAACCAACUAAAAAAGCAGCAUUGUUAAUGCACUAUGCAUUUUAAAUUCUUGUGCAUGCCCUGCACAAAAUAUGCAAACAAAUGUGUUCAUCACAUCUGUAUAAAAUUUCGGCACUGGAUCCUUGAGGCUUGCCUUCUAAAAAUGCUCCUUUAAAGGGGGCUUAACCUUAUGCAACUGGUGUUGGUUUGAUGAAGUAACACAUGUACUCCUAUGCUGAGAAAUCAAAGCCAUUUGCAUAUCCUGUGCAGUAGUGUUAUCACACAAGCAGAACCUCUUAAAAAUGCUGUUUCAUAGGCAAAAUAAAGGGUGCAUAUUAGCAAAGAAAUAAAAGGCAAACAAAUAUCAGAAUAUUGUACUUAAUAAAAUAAUGCAAGUCUGCUUUUAUAGCAUAACAGGAGUCACAAGGGUCCAUAUUGCUGAUCUUUUAAAUGAUACAUAAUUACAAAAUAUAGAAUAUCUCUUUACAAAGUUUCUUUUGUUAUAUAA